AUGCCAAAAGAGAUUUCAACAGUUGAACCACGCGACAGCUCUCCAUCUGAAUGGCGUCGAAUAUGGUUGGCAUUUAUCGGAUUCUAUAUUCUUCUCACAGAAACAGGAGUACGGCAUGUAACGAACAUCUUCGUCCCUUCAGUUAUGGAAGAAUACAACUGCACGAAAAAGGAAGCUGAUGCCGUUAUUAUAGUUGUUCCCACAGCUUCAAGUCUUAUUGCUGGACCCGUUGCAGCGAUGUUUUAUCAAUUUGCUGGUGCACGUAUAAGUAUUGUAUGUGGUGCAAUGUUAUGUUUUUUCGGAUUUUCUAUCGGUUCAAUUGCUCCAUCAAUGCCUAUUUUGUCAAUCUUCACCGUGCUUAUCGGUAUUGGAUGUGCACUGAUGCGUAACGCUAUCAUAUCCGUUCAAUGUGAAUAUUUCACUACAAAACGUAAUACUGUUAUGUCAUUUAUUUCAAUUGGUCCUGGAAUUGGGAUCUUUGUACUUCCAAGGAUCUUAAUGCCGCUAAUCAAUAGUUUUUCAUGGAGUACUGGAUUCCAGUUUCUUGGCGCUUUGUAUAUUGUAUCUGCUUCUAUGGCAAUGUUCAUUAGGAAACGUUCCUCCUCUCAACAUCAUUCCUUUGCCCACUUCACAGGAUUGAAGGUUUGGACGCAUAUGGGAUUCUGGAUGCAUGCUGUUGCUUCAUUCUGUGCUUCUGCUGUUUGUAUGAUCUAUGUUGCAAAUAUACUUGGUCUUAUGAAGGAAGAAGGUAUUGUCCAACCUGAGGUGGUAUAUAGCUAUCACGGAAUAGCUUCCAUUAUCGGAAGAGCGCUACUGACACUUCUAUUGGGUCUGACCGAUCUUCAUAUAGCAAUAGUGAUGAUAUUCAACUAUAUUAUUGCUCAAACUGCUAUUUUCUCUGGAGCAUUUUGCUAUACCACCUGGGAGUUCCGUGUACAGAAUUUCUUUUCUGGAUUUGGUAUAGGUUUAUUCCAAGCCACGGUUGCUCAGUUUCUGGUACUUAUUGUUGGACCAUCGCAACUUCCUGGUGCUCUCGGAUAUACAAACUUAUUGAACGGUGUCGCUGCUUUUGCAGCCGUACAAAUUGCUGGGACUGCCUCGCAGAAAUACCAGAGUAUCCGAGCCGCAUUCUACGUCUCGAUUGUCUUCGGAUCAUGCGCCAUUAUUUUUGCUAUCGCUAAUUCCGUACUUAUACUGAUCCGGGAAAGGAUAGUGAAGAAAAAGUUGGCGAAAAAAGUUGAAAUACCAGAACUUCGAGCAAUGUUUCAAGGUUCACAGGAUUAG
Messenger RNA from Necator americanus (New World hookworm), 1284 nucleotides. RefSeq lists its product as uncharacterized. Gene Ontology annotation, molecular function: monocarboxylic acid transmembrane transporter activity. The transcript has 9 exons. The record is from RefSeq and is a predicted model, not a curated record. Bases 1 to 1284 code for a protein of 427 amino acids. Gene Ontology annotation, biological process: transmembrane transport; monocarboxylic acid transport. Lineage: Eukaryota; Metazoa; Nematoda; Chromadorea; Rhabditida; Ancylostomatidae. Gene Ontology annotation, cellular component: membrane.